UGCGCUGCACACAUGCUUGUGAUGACGUUAUUUAUUGACGCGUAGACUACUAUCGUACAUAACAUAACAGAAAACAGUGCGAAUUCUGACGAUUGUUACUAGAAAUUUCAGAGAGCUGCAGAGAUUCCAGACUGACCCGUAUUCAGUAGUACAACGUUAGACCUAAGGAACAAUGUUUGGACCAUCGCUUUUUGGGAGUUUUGAUGAUCCAUUUUUCAAUGACAUGCAAGAGGCACAUCGUCGACACAUGGUCCCCAUGGCGAUGGGGAGUAUGUUCCCCCAGCAAUUCAUGCCAUCUAUAGAAGCCAGAGGUGUAAGAAGACCCCCUCAACCAUUCAGGCCAAAUCCAGCCAACAAUCCUAUGGCGAUGGCUCCUUUUGGUAUGAUGGGUGGUAUGGGCUCCAUGUUUGCCAAUAUGAACUCGAUGAUGGGAAACAUGCAGAGUCAUAUGGAGAGAGUUGCAAGUGAUCCUAACUCUCACUGCUACUCAUCAUCAUCAGUAAUGAGUUACUCUAAUACUGGGAACGGUGCACCACAAUACUACCAGGCAUCUUCUUCUACCAGACAAGCUCCGGGAGGGAUUCGUGAAACCAGGAAAACAGUGAGAGAUUCAGCACAAGGCAUUGAGAAGAUGGCUAUCGGUCAUCAUAUCAAUGAUAGAGGACAUGUGAUCGAGAAAUCCAAGAAUACAAGAACAGGCGACCAGGAGGAGAAACAAGACUUUCUUAAUAUUGAUGAGAGUGAUGCACCUACAUUUGACAAUGAAUGGAAGCAGAAAACAGGAGCUCACCGGGGAGGGGGACGUUCCGUGGAAGAGAGUAGGCCACCCGUGUUGGCUGUUACAGAUGGCAGAGAAUACCUGCACGAUAGGGAACAAAGGCCUGUGAGGCACCAUCCAGCCAACCCCCAGUCCGUCCGAUUUGACCGAUCCGAGAGGACGUCCGAUAACGCCCAUCCCUACCAUCGCCACCCUACCCCAGCCAGACCUCAGGGACCGAGCAGAGGCGGCAGGCAGAGGGAUUAUUAGGAUAUUCAGCAGAAACGCUCAGUAUUAAAAUAAGUCAUCCUUGUAAUAUAUUAUCUGUCACAUGUAUGCUGUUCCAAGCAAAAACAAACUGAAAAUAUAUUAAGCAAACACUGGUGAAAUUUGGUCGGAAAACAAUGGAAACUCUUUAUAUUUUACUGAAAUUAUAUUCUUUGUGUUUUGAUGAAAUACACACAUAAAAAAGUAAUGAUUACUUAUGAAAAUGUAAGCAAACACUGGUGAAAUUUGGUCGGAAAACAAUGAAAACUCUUUAUAUUUUACUAAAAUUGUAUUCUUUUUGUUUUUAUGAAAUUCACACCAAAAAAAGGAAUGAUUACUGUACGUGGAAGGAACAUAAUCUUUUCAUAAAAUGCAGAGCGCUCAUUCUUACAUUUUUAUGUUAAAAAAUGAGAAACAGAAUUCAAAUAUACUACAAGACCAAAGGCUUGAAUGUGGUGUACAUUGAGAGAAAUGGAAUGGAGAUUUGAGAUGCUUGUAUGAUCAUUGUUGAAAUUCUAUGUAAAGAUUUUGAAUAAAGAUUAACGAGCCAUGCCAUUUCUGCCAAAUGUUAGAAAUGUGUUUGUGAAGGUACGUGUUUUGGAAGAUAAUGUAUAUACAUGUAUGUUUAUUGAUGGAAUAUAUUUAUAACAUUUAUCUGAUUUUAACUAUUAUUACAAUAAUUUUUUGGAUUGUUCAUUUCAAGCAUUAUUCAACACAUUUUUGUUUGCCGUUUUUGAGGGCACUGUAUAUGGACAGUUAUCCACAAAACCGAUUUGUGUUUGUCAAGACUAUUUUUCUGUGCAAGAUUGUGUAACAUGGUUUGAUUCUCUUUUUAUCCCAUUUGAAUUACAGUGGAACCUGUAUAUAAAGACCACUCAAGGGAAAAAUAAAUAGUCUUUAUAGGCAGGUGGUCUUUAUGUACAGGUUCCUUUAGUACAGGAUUCAAUGGGAAACAUUAGUCAAGGGAAACAAAAAAUGCAGUCUUUACAGACAGGUGGUCUCUAAAGCAGGUUUGACUGUAUAUAUUUGAGAUAGAAAGGACACAGUUUGCACUGAAACUUAUAGAGUUUACUUAUAAACGGAAUUUUCAUUUUUAAGUAUUUAAUUAUGAUAGGAUUGUAUGUAUUAGAAUUGUCUCUACAUGUGUGUUGUUAUUAUUGUAGCUAUGUUUAUUACAUGAUUUAUCACAUGAUUUAUCACAUGAUGUUCUGUAUACGUAUUCUUGUUGGUUUUAAUAGUAUUAACAGCGUCUAUUCAUUCAGUUUUGACUGUUGAAUCAAUGUGCUGAAGUAUAUGACAGACGUAUUACAAGCCUCAAUUAGGGCCCACCUGAAUUUUGUCUUUGUUAUUCCAUAACCUGUUUGUAUGAUUUAUGAUCCAAAUCAUUAUUUUCUUGUCAGUAUUUAAUGGUUAUCCCAGUGGUCACAAUGUUUGAUGCUGUUCACAUCUAUAACAAAAAAGAUAGAAAUUAAGAAUCAUCUCAAACUAACGAGAAAACAUGAUGCUCAAAGUCAAAACAUUUUUUUCUCACGACAAUAAAGAUGUGAAGUUCUAUUCAUUAUUUUUGACCAGUUUUGAAUGAAAUUUUACUAAACAGCAUUAUGUGGGAAUCAUGAGUGAAAAUUUAAGGGGAUGAAAUUUAUUUCAAAGUAUUAUAUAAAUAAUUGAUGUUACAAAAGUAGUGGAUAACCUGGAAUAUAACAACAACAAAAAGAGGGGGGGCAUUUUGGAACAUUUAAUUUGUUAUUAACAUAUAGUUCAUGUAACUUAGAUUGCGUAAACAGUAUGUUAUUCUAUUAUAGUUCCUUCAAAUGUUCAAAUAAUUGCCCCUUAACCUGAGACCCCCCCCCCCCCCCCCCACACACACACACUUCUAUUUUCUGCUGCUCAUUGUGUCUAAUGUACAUUCCUGCAUGUUGUGAAUAAAUGUUAUUCUGUCAUUCAACACGA
Messenger RNA from Strongylocentrotus purpuratus (purple sea urchin), 2974 nucleotides. RefSeq names its product myeloid leukemia factor 2 (gene mlf2). The record is from RefSeq and is a predicted model, not a curated record. Gene Ontology annotation, biological process: regulation of DNA-templated transcription. Bases 173 to 1027 code for a protein of 284 amino acids. Gene Ontology annotation, cellular component: cytoplasm; nucleus. Lineage: Eukaryota; Metazoa; Echinodermata; Echinoidea; Camarodonta; Strongylocentrotidae. The transcript is spliced from 8 exons.